AUGCACGCCAAAGGACAACAUUCCGAGGUUGGCGUGAAUAGUGUUACGAAUGAAAGUGCGAUCGCCGCCCUGGUGGUCCUCCAUGGGUACGUGGAGUCAAAGAAUGUAACAAGCCCCACCGACACAUCGUCGGCAACGACGAAGACGAAGCAAACGACAACGAAAGCAGCAUCAACUCCGACGACGGUGUCGACGAAAAAGCCCUCGCCAACGGAGAAGAAGCAACCUGGCAGCGAUCGAGAGGCUCGAGGCAAGCGGACGCUGGAGUUUGGAAACUAUGACAACUACAACCGGUACCAUAGCGUACCAUCACACACAGUCCAGCGUCGCGUGUCACACGCGUACCAAGAUCCGGGACAGUAUAAUCACUACCAGAGCAACUAUAUUCAACCGCAGUACUCUUACCAGCAUCAUCAUUCUGGUCCGUCAGGUCCAGGUCCCGUAGGCGCUUAUCAAGGAUUUGAUGCGGAUAGUUCCAACAGUAUCGGUAACUUCCAGUCACUUCCGCCGGUAGUGCACCCGCACUACAUCGAACCUCCGGAGCCGAUCAUUGAGAUUAUCAUCAAGGAAAGCAACGAUUCGCUGCCCCUCGAUGCUCAGACGAUACUGCCGAAGCAGAAGAAGAAGAAGGAAGAGGUGCAGGUAUUCUACGUGAAGUAUCACAAGGACGAGAAGAAUGGUCAACUCGUGCUGGAUGAUCCAUUGCCCGCUAUUAAGCCCAUUCCGGACGAGAGUGAAGAGGAGGAAGAUUUGUCGCAGGAACCGAUCAUUGUGACGCCUAGCCCACCGUUGAAGACAACAACGCUUCGUGCUGUUAUUAAUCCAGACUCGGAGAAGUACCACAGCAACAGCGGAAUUCGUAUCUCGUUCGGUGUGGAAGAUAAGCAUCAAUCUGGCCACCAGCUGUCCGAGACGGAAAGUGAGUCGGUAGCACAACCGAUUGUCGCACUGCCACAGCAUCUAGUUGACCAGCGUUCCAAGUCGGAUGUGUUCUACCAGCAGCAUCAGCAGUUUGUACAGCAGCAUCAUGAUCGCUCGGUGCGACAGCACUAUCAGCAACAGCCACAGCCCCAGCCACAACAGCAUGGACCUCAGCAGUACCAUCACCAGUUCAAUGCCCCCGUGCCGCAGCAUCAGUACCAUCAUCAGCCACCACCACCACAAGCUCAGCCACUUGUUCAGCAACAUCAGGAACCCCAGAACUUCGGUCAACGAUUUGCUCCGGCUACACCCCAACCCUACCGUGCUCAGCCUCCACCACCUCCACCGCCACCACCACAACCCCAACCUCAGUAUCAACAACAUCAGCAACACCAGCAACAUCAGCAACAUUUCCAGCAGCAGCAGCACUUCCAGCCUCCACCGCAACCACAACCGCAGCCUCAGCAACCACGUGUCGUAUAUCAGCAGGUGCAACCACAGCAACAACACUCUCAGCAGCAAUUCCAAUUCCGUGGACAAUUCCAACAGCAACCGCAGCAACAACCACAGCCACAGUACUUCAACCAGCCUGCGCCAGUUCCACAGCCACGUCCACAGCAAGUUCGAUUCCCUCCGCCACAGCAGCAGCAGCAGCAACAGCAGAAUUUCUACCAACCUCAGCCACAGCAGCCUCAGCCAUCUCCGCCGCAACAACAACCUCAAUUCCAGCGUCAAGAGUAUCAGCAACCGAAACCCAUUCCGAUCCCGCUUCACAACAUUAACCAGCAACCACCACUAAGACAGCAGUACUCAACCCAGCAGCUACAGGCACAGGCACCACAGCCACAGCCGAAACCACAACCGCAGUUUAAUCAGCCCUUCAACAACUUCUACAAACAGCAGCCACAAUCGGUACCACAACCCCAAGUACAACAGCAACAACAGCAACAGUUCCGUAAGCCACCACCACCACCACCGUCGAACCUUCAACAGCCUCCCUUCCUGCCACCUCGGCCACAGUCGCUGGCGCAACAAAACCCAACAUUCCAGCCCCAGAAUGAACGGCCGAAUGUAGAUGUCCGAACGAACUUCUUCGAUGUGCCACGUCCAGUGCAGGGUGGGCUUGUGCAGCAGGCAGCUCCGAAUCUAGGACCGACCCGUGCACCAGAUCAGCUGAAGGGAGUUUCCCAUUCGAGCUUUUCCGAAAACGAGCAUCUAGCUAAUCUGAAGCAUGUCCUACCGGCCGGCGGAGAGCUGGUACCUUCGGUGUCGAAGUACGAGAAACACAUCACGGAGACAGUUAAUGGACCAACGUCGGGACUGCGUCUGACUGCGGCAGGUAACGAUCCAUCGAAUCGUCCACCGUUCUAUAACAUUCAACCCGCACAGGAACUGAUCAGCCACUCAAUCGAACCAACUAUUGAAACUGUGCAGAACAAAAACAUUGGUCCGCUAGUGUCGAACAUUGGACCGCUGCCGACGCCUCAGAAGUACGUCAGCCAGCAGGCAGCACAGAUCAUUCCGAACUCGGAGCCGAUCAACUAUCGCGUAGAUCCUCGCUUCAAUUCCAACUUCCAAGGAGAAGCUCCAACAGCUCAGGGCCCAAGCAGUACACCCUCGACUGUAGGCACAACCCGUACUACCUAUUCGCCAACAUUCUCCACCACACCACGCACCACCGUUGGACGCUAUACAGCUCCGCCAUCGCCAACCACGACACCGUACCGAGCGACUCGUCCACCAACCACCACAACCACUACCACUACGCCACGUUCUGCCGCCGAAGAAGCGGCCGCCAAUGAGAAGAAACAGAAAGCUCUAUUCGAACUGCCCGAUGAGGUACCGGAUGAUCUGAGGGAGCAGCUGCUGUCGUCGGGAAUUCUGGAGAAUGCUGACAUUAGCGUGCUGGACUACGACAAGAUCGGUGAGACGGCACUGGAGAACCUUCCGCCAGAGCAUUUGGCUAACUUCUUCAACGCUGGAGGUGGCUCUCAGCUGGCCGGCUCGAACAAUGUGCUAUCCGUCCUGAAACCGAACGGCGAUAAGCUGGCGGAGAAGUUCAUUACCAAGAACUAUGAUGUUAAGGAUAAGCGUGAUGAGCGCGAUCGGUACGAGAUUGCACAAACCAGUGAAACUGGCAGUGAAACAGUGCCGCAGGUGGAAGAAGAUCAACCAACGAUCGUAACGAUGCCGGAGCGACAGAAUGUGGAUUUGAAGGUAGUGCGCUUUGAUUCGAACAAUCAGCGCAAUGUGACUGAUCGCUACAUCAAGCAAGACUCGACCAUUUUGCCGUCGGUGGAUGUGACCGGUGAGGAUGAGUCUGGUGCGACGGAUCAGGUAUUCAACCGUUAUCUGCCACUGAAGAUCAACGGUGCACAGUUCCCGAUUCCGGAUGUGGUGGAGUUGCGUGGUCGUAAGAUUGCGAGCGUUGUUGUGCUAGCUCCAGUAGAUAAUGGUCCUGCGACAGCAACAGCGGGUAAGAGUGGCGAAAGUGGUAGCGAAGAGGGCGGUACUUCGAGCGGAUUUCUGAUCAAUGCCGAAGAUGAUGCGACGGAUGAGCAGCAAGAUCAGCAACAGUCACGGUUCGAGCGUGAUGUGCUGCUGGAUUCGAAGAAGAUCAAGUUUAUUGCUGGUGAGGCGUUGAAACAGCUGAUUAAGAAACCGUCGAGAGAAAAUUUCCGCCGGUGGUUGGACCGCGAGGGCAAAACGGAUGUUGACUUGCAGAGCGUGGUACUGCUGGUGACGAGGAACGAUUACGAUGAGCAAGAGAUAUUCAUGUACGACAUUGCCACCAAAGGUGUGACGCAUCUGAGCGGUGAACUAUCGGCAGCCUUCGUACAGGUGGCCGAAGAGAACGCCAAAACGCAAAACUUCGACGAGGUGCCGAUCGUGGACAGUGGCAUCGUGGAGCAGAUGGAAACAAAAUCGUCGGCCGAAACCAGCCCGGACUAUGGUGCCGGUUCCUAUGCACUAACAUCGUCCGAAGAGCAGGACGAUCAAGCGCAAGCAUCCGAGCGGAAAGCAAUCUACGUCUAUCCAGAAAACUACCGAGGGUUGGAGGUAAACUCUGGCUACAGUAACAUUAAGAAGUAA
Anopheles maculipalpis is the source of this 4014-nucleotide messenger RNA. RefSeq lists its product as uncharacterized. The record is from RefSeq and is a predicted model, not a curated record. Lineage: Eukaryota; Metazoa; Arthropoda; Insecta; Diptera; Culicidae. The coding region runs from base 1 to 4014 and encodes 1337 amino acids. The transcript has 4 exons.